This is a messenger RNA of Eutrema salsugineum, 1309 nucleotides long. RefSeq names its product FH protein interacting protein FIP2. Gene Ontology annotation, molecular function: protein binding. Lineage: Eukaryota; Viridiplantae; Streptophyta; Magnoliopsida; Brassicales; Brassicaceae. Bases 282 to 1175 code for a protein of 297 amino acids. Gene Ontology annotation, biological process: protein homooligomerization. The transcript is spliced from 12 exons. The record is from RefSeq and is a predicted model, not a curated record.
GUCGACAUCUCGAGCCAAAUCAAAGACGAAGGAGUUUGGAAGCGUUUGAUUCUGGUGGGAUCUACUUCUGUUUAGUUUUGACUUUUGAUCAUCAAAGUUAAAUUUCUUCGAUUUCACUCUUUUGAGUUUUGACCAACAUUGAUUUCAUUUCUAAUCGUAUCAUCAUCUUCCCCCUUUUCUGUCGAUUCUCAAAGUCCUCUUCUUUUUGUAGCAAGCUUUACCAAACUAGAUUACUCUGAUUUCAAAGAUAUCGAGUUAAGGAACUUCUUUCCCUCUCUCUCAUGGGCACGACUUCUGAAUUGUCUUCCAUGGUUCGACUUAACAUUGGUGGAAAGAAAUUUUGUACUACCAUUGAUACUUUGACUAACCGUGAGCCUGACUCAAUGCUCGCAGCCAUGUUUAGUGGUCGACAUGCAAUGUGCCAGGAAUCCAAAACGGGAUAUGUAUUCAUAGACAGGGAUGGAAAGCACUUCCGUCAUAUUUUGAAUUGGUUGCGUGAUGGCACUGAUCCCACUCUGUCAGAUCCUGAUUGUUCCGAACUUUUGCGUGAAGCAGACUACUAUCAGCUUCUAGGGCUGAAAGAAAGAAUAAAAGAUUCAAGAAGAGAAGUUGUUGAAGAAGCAGAAUUAACUCGUGUGGAUAUCAUCAAAUGUAUACAAUCUGAAAGAGUCAGGUUCCGAGGGGUUAAUCUUUCUGGAAUUGAUCUUUCUAAACUGGAUCUAUCUCUUGUGGACUUCAGCUAUGCUUGUCUCAGGAAUGUGUUUUUCUCUCGUACAAAUCUUCAAUGUGCCAAAUUUCGGGAUGCUGAUGCUGAGAACUCCAUCUUUCACAAUGCUAUUUUGCGCGAGUGUGAGUUUACUAGCGCAAAUCUUAGAGGAGCGUUGUUAGCUGGCACAAAUCUUCAAAGUGCUAAUUUACAAGAUGCCUGCUUAGUGGACUGUAGCUUCUGUGGUGCAGAUCUCCGCUCUGCACACUUGCAGAAUGCAGACCUUACAAAUGCCAACUUAGAAGGAGCAAAUCUAGAAGGUGCAAACUUGAAGGGUGCAAAGUUGAGUAAUGCCAACCUCAAAGGAGCAAACCUUCAACGAGCAUACUUGAGGCAUGUGAAUCUGCGAGAAGCGCACUUGGAAGGGGCAAAUCUCGGUGGUGCUAAUAUGACCGGUGCUAUCCGAUAAAUAUUCCCCUUUGUUCAGACAGAUUUGAAGAGAAGAUUCAGUCAGGAAGAUGUCUCAACCUCAACGACCGUAAAUGAUCGAGUCAAUGGUUGUUUCGUCCAGGAACAGGAAAAGACCAAAAGAGUCAUUCAUCA